GCCUAUUCGGUGAUCCGAGUAGGGGGUCGUUUAAAACACUCCCUGUUAACAUACGAUUGUAAACAUCCCGUCCUAUUGGCAAAAGAGUCAUAUUUCUCCAAGUUAUUAUGCGAAAGGUGGCACAAACUAACUUGUCAUUCGGGACCGCGAAUCAUGGCAGCUCUGAUUUCGCGGCAAUAUUGGGUAAUCGCGCUCAGGUCUGUGCUGCAUGGAGUAAUGUCACGUUGUACCGUGUGCGUGCGGCUGAAUGCGCAACCGGUGCAACCGUUAAUGGCUAACUUACCAGCCGCGCGAGUACAGCGGUGUAGGCCAUUCGCCCGUGUAGGUAUCGAUUUCGCCGGGCCGUUGCAAAUGCGAGAUCUCGGGCUCCGAAAAGCCUUCAUAUACAAAAUCUAUAUAGCCGUGUUUGUCUGUUUUGCUGUUAAGGCUGUACACCUGGAAGUAGUCUCCGACUUGUCUACCGAGGCGUUUUUGGCGGCUUUUGACCGUUUUGUCGCCCGAAGGGGCUUACCUAGCGAUAUAUAUUCGGACUGCGGCACAAAUUUCGUCGGGGCAAAUAAACAAUUGCACAACCUAAUAAAUAGCCCUGAGAAUCAAGUUGCUAUCGCAAAUUCGUGUUCUAUAGUUGAGUGGCAUUUCAACCCCCCGAGCGCUCCUCAUUUCGGGGGAUUGUGGGAGGCCGCCGUGCGGUCCACUAAGCGACUAUUGGUUCGAGUUAUCGGGAACCACGUUCUUACGUUCGAAGAAUUUACCACAGUAUUGACGCGCAUAGAGGCGGUACUUAAUUCUAGGCCGUUAACACCUGCGUCCACAGUUCCCCACGAUUUGGAAUGCAUAACGCCGGGACAUUUUUUGAUAGGCCAGCCUUUAAUAGCCGUUCCUCCGAGGUCUACCCCUGAUGCCAAACGUAAUGUCCGGGAUAGGUGGAAACUACUUGACCAAUGCCACCAGGCGUUUUGGAGACGAUGGUCGAACGAAUAUUUGACCACUCUUCAGGAGCGGUCUAAGUGGACCCAAAAUGCUCCUAAUUUAAACGUCAAUGAUAUGGUGGUAAUUAUUGAUAAUCACAGCCCCCCGCUGAUGUGGCGGCUAGGCCGGGUCAUGGAGGUAACCCCAGGGGCUGACGGCAUUGUCCGUGUUGCUCGUGUAUUAACUCAAGCUGGAGAAAUUGUCCGACCUGUGGUUAAAUUGGUAUUGUUACCCACUGAAUGAACAUUGUACUGCUCGGCCUGGUGUCAUCAGCACAUCGCGGUGAACUGCCAUGCUCCCCACCUUUCUUCCCUGGUAUGAGUCUAUUGCUACGA
Myzus persicae (green peach aphid) is the source of this 1304-nucleotide messenger RNA. RefSeq lists its product as uncharacterized. Gene Ontology annotation, molecular function: nucleic acid binding. Gene Ontology annotation, biological process: DNA integration. Lineage: Eukaryota; Metazoa; Arthropoda; Insecta; Hemiptera; Aphididae. The coding region runs from base 154 to 1212 and encodes 352 amino acids. The transcript has a single exon. The record is from RefSeq and is a predicted model, not a curated record.